This is a messenger RNA of Haliotis rufescens (red abalone), 7834 nucleotides long. RefSeq names its product inositol-trisphosphate 3-kinase B-like. Gene Ontology annotation, cellular component: nucleus; cytoplasm. The coding region runs from base 263 to 3379 and encodes 1038 amino acids. Gene Ontology annotation, biological process: inositol phosphate biosynthetic process. The record is from RefSeq and is a predicted model, not a curated record. Gene Ontology annotation, molecular function: inositol tetrakisphosphate kinase activity; inositol-1,4,5-trisphosphate 3-kinase activity. The transcript has 9 exons. NCBI's taxonomy places the organism in Eukaryota, Metazoa, Mollusca, Gastropoda, Lepetellida, Haliotidae.
CAACUAGCCACAUACGUUAGUCCAAAUAAAUAAUCGAUAGUGUAAAACGUGUACCGAAAUGACGACAACCCAUGUAGGGCCUCUACUGUCACAUAUCGAGCGAACACAAUGUAACAACAUGGCGGGCACCUGUUGUGAAUAGCUGUCAACGCUAUGCAGUGGGGAAUCGCAGGUGGUGUCCGUCUCAGUCUACACAAGAUAAAGUUUGGACAUUCUCAAAACAGUGAAAACAUAAUUUAAUGGAGCACCAGUCGUGGCUAAAAUGUCAAGUGAUAAAAACUCUUCCUCAAGGAAAUCUCGAGAGGGUGCUUCAAAAUCCACACAUCCUCCUGAGACAAAAGAUAAAUAUCCGUCUUCAGAGUUGACUUUGCGUUCACAAUUGAGUGUAGUUUUACGGAAACAAGAAAACCUGUCUUCCAAUCGCAUUCACCAGGUGUUCAGCCCCCAGAGACAAAUGGCAGUUACUGAAAGAAGACAGGGAGGGCACGACCUGUCCACAAAUCCAUCACCAGGUUUGUGUGAUUCCAAUGUACAAAAUGGUAUCACUAAGAAAACACACACUCCAAAAGAUAUCUUCCAUGUUCAGACACACGAGACUCAUAAACCUCGGAGACAAAUGUCAGGUUCACAGAAACAGGAUCUUUCUCCUGAUCAAUCCAUACAGGUGGAGAGAGAGAGAUCAGUAAUGUGGGAUAGGCUGAAACGGGAGGAUCCCUCUCCAAGUCGAACUCAGGUUCAGAGAGAGAGGUUGUUGAUGGAGAGUCGCCUCAAAGGUCAGUCUACUCCUGGUCAGGAGCAAGGGGAAGUGAUUCAACAGGUCAGGAAAUCAUACCAGUUUGAUAAACCUGCUCCCUCGGAAGUAUGGACUAAACCGUUUCAAAUUUGUGUUAAGAGGAGAACAGCUCACAAUGAUGUGAGCAGAACUGGUUAUGAUUUUCAGUCUGUGAGGGACAAGUUCGAGCAGUGGUCACAGUGUUAUCCAGUUCAGCCUGUCGAUUACAGCAUCACUGCAGGGCUGAGAGGUAGGUCACCAAAGAAAUCUCCACACAUUGGUGGAAACAAACGAUCUCAUAGUGCUUCAUCACCACAAAUAUCAUCCCGAGCUACACACUCAGAUAGACUGUCAGUUGUGGCAAGCCAAAAAAGAAACUCAUUUUCGGGUGAAUCGCUUUCUGAAAAAUACUCAAACUGUUCCCCAGUUUCAUCGCAGCAGUCAUCAGACACUGUCAAUUCUAGGACAGUGAUCAAAAGUGUUUCUUCAUCCGGUAGUUCUGGUUCAUCCUCACCAAGCCACAAAACAAGAAGCUACUCAUCUUCAAGGUUCCUCUUGCCCGAAAGCUCUACACAUGUGAAAACUGAUGUGGCAAGUGCUUCCAAGCAUUCAGUGGCUGGGGGACAUGGGCACAGGGAAUCGAAAUCUCAUCACAAAAUGCUCAAGAGCCCAGCAAGGGCUUCCAAAAUGUCAGUAAAUACACCUAACCAGUAUUGUGAAGAUGAAAACAAGAUGGUUUAUCACAAGGAAGUUGCUGUGGAUGAUGCACAGCAGACGUCAAGUUUGCAUCAUCAAGACGAAAUGCACAGUUUAGAUAAUUGGUUACAGUCUGUUCUUCAAGCAAAGGAGACAGAUAGGAAACACUUUGAACAGGCUCAAAAACAUUGUGGUGGAAUAAGACCACUCAGCAAACACACUCUUGCAUCAGAGCAACACCAGUAUAGCUAUUUGAAUCAGACAGUUCGAGACAGAGAUGUCAGGAAGAUGCCUGCUGGUCAGGGACGACAUACAAUUGAUAGUGCUCAAAAACACAGUAUUUCAUAUGAACAUGAUACUCGUAGGGAACUGUCCAGAGCCCACAUUGAUGGGCUCAAUGGGAAUGUGCCAACCAAUAACGAAUCAGUGCUCAGACCAACGAACCCACCUUAUAUAUGCAAUUUCUUGCCAAUAAACUCACAGGAACCCCCUGUGACUAUUUGUGUUACGGAAGAACCGGAUGAUGAUGUUCAGUAUCAUUCAUUAUCCAGAGCUUCAGUGGAUGAAGAGCCAUCUCCUCAGCAUCUUCCCCUCAGUCCUCGGAGUAGCUUCGGUAGUGUGUGCAGCUUCAAAUCCAGUAAUGCAGACUCAGCAGUAGACAUGAAUAACCCAGAUGAGGAGCCCAGCGAAGACUCAGUGAUAGACAAUAAGUUAUUGCAGAUCCAAAAUCAGUCGCAUCACAACCGGCAGUCCAUGUCGGACUCUUUGUCUUAUGUUCCUCAUCUUAAACUAAAUCUUCCAACUGUUGUUGUCAGUGAUCACAGUCGGCCAAAACAAACCAAGUCUCUGCUAGACCUCCAGACAGGAAUCCUGGAACAUGAAUAUGAUUCCAACGAAUUGGAUAGGAUACCUCAUCCAUGGAGCCCUGAAGAUUCGGCAUACUCAGGAAACUCAGAUCUGUCCAUGGAUGACUCUGAGGAAGAACACCCACUUCCACCACCAAAGAAGAAGCAAAGUUCAUGGAAAAUAAUCCGCAGUAUCGUGAGAUGGUCACCCUUUGUCCAAGUGUUCAAGAAAAACAAGUACCCCUGGAUCCAGCUAGCUGGCCACCAAGGAAACUUCCAGGCAGGUGAUGCUGGAGCUGUGUUAAAAAAGUUGGACAGUCGUGAAAGACAGUGCUACCUCAAGCUGAUGUCGGACUCACUCAAACCCUUUGUGCCCGAGUACCGGGGAGACACCGAGAAAGCUGGCGACAAAUAUAUACAGCUGCAGGACCUGCUGUGUGAGUUCAACACACCGUGUGUGAUGGACAUCAAGAUGGGCUGUCGCACCUACCUGGAGGAGGAGCUCGAGAAGGCUCGCAGCAAACCCACGUUGAGAAAGGAUAUGUACAAGAAGAUGACAGAGGUGGAUCCCAACGCACCCACGCCUGAGGAACGAGAGAAGGAAGGAGUGACAAAGGCUAGGUAUCUACAGUGGAGGGACGAGAUGAGCUCUUCUGUCAGUCUCGGCUUCAGAAUUGAGGGCAUUAAGAGAAGUGAUGGCUCAUCGAGUAAGGACUUCAAGAAGACUAAAACAAGAGAACACGUCCUGGAAAAACUGAAGACCUUCGUUGGGGAAAACAUGACUAUUGUGGAGCAGUACAUUGAGAGGUUAAAGGCUGUACGCGAUGCUCAGUCGGAAUCAGAGUUCUUCAUGAGACAUGAGGUGAUCAGCAGUUCGUUGUUGUUUGUCCAUGAUGCUGACAAAGCUAAUGUAUGGAUGAUUGACUUUGGUAAAACAGAGCCGCUCCCAUCAGUUGUGAACGUAGAUCAUCGUACGGAGUGGCAAGAAGGGAACCAUGAGGACGGCUACCUUGCUGGCAUUGACAGACUCCUCUCCAUCUUCAGCGACCUUUUGAUCCAGACAUGACCUUGCAACCUUGGAAAUGGUCAUGUGACAAAAUGCAAAUGAAUUGCUGCCAACAUCAGAAGCAGUAUUUGUGUACUCAUCAGUGUUCAUUGGGUGCCAAGGCUGUCUUGGGAAAAAUCCAGGGGGUUGUGUGAACUGGGUCUAAGUCAGUUUGUGAUUCUGUAAGGAAGAGAGAUUUUCUUCAUAUUUACCUGAACAAAAUGGACAUUUUGUGGAAGAUGAUCUGAUUUUACGGACAAAGAUUACCUGGAAUCUCUCCUCAAGCUCUCUGCUGAAUAUGUAACAUAAAAAUGGUUUGAAAUGAAACAGCAUUUUGAAUCUCCUGGACUCUCUCAACACAUUGUGGCAUUGACUUGACUGGUCUUCUUUUUGGAAUGGAGAAGAAAAGGAGAUAAUUCAAGCUUCACCCGUUGUUACAGCACAUUUCUUCUGAAAAAGUGAGCCCCUGUCAUGGAAGGUCCAUCUUGAUUUAGGGACUGGUCAUUUUAGGGGGUGGGUGCUGUCAGAGGUUCUUUAUGCACUAAUUUACUGAAAAUACUGACCCUCCCCUAAUGCUUGGACAUGUUUUUUAUGAUCCUCCCCCAAAAGACAAUUCAAAAGCACUUUUUGUUUUAUUAUAAACUGUCCAUUUUCAUGACCCUCCCCAAAUAUGUGUAUUAUUUUUUUAUGACACUCUAGUGACACCCCCCUCAGUGAUCAAUACCUUAAUGAAUGAUGUAAUCUGCGGACCACCUGCCUUAGAAAUCAAAAGGACAUAAAUCAGCAGAUAUUAUGAGGAGAAUGUGCGAACAUCAAUCAUGCAAUCACUCCAACACAAGAUCUCAUAUGCAUCUUCUUGUUGUGAAAUGCAAAUCACUCUAAUGAUGCUGUUUACACUGCUACAAAGGGAAGUUUGACACCAGACAUACUUGGUCAGAAUCUCACAUUUCCUGGAUAAUGUGUUCAAGGGAGAUAACUCUUUCAAGGAGUACUUUACUCACAUUUUUAACUCCACAGCUGGAAACUCAAAUUAAAUUUUACACAUCUCUCAAAUGUUUGUGUUUCCAAAAUAGUGCGGACUUUUGAUGACAAACCUUCUUAAGCAUUUGCAGCCUGCUUCUGUGUUCAGUGCAAAGCCGAGUUCUUCCUCCGUACAAAUCCUUGAACAUUGGUCCAGCUGACAUGUUUUCAUGAAAAAACUCUUUGACGAGCUCUGAGGCUUCUUUUGCCCAAGUUUCAGAGUCCUUGAUGUUGUACUGCCACCUUGUCAGCUGGUCAGCAAUGAAGUAUAUUUGCAUAGGGUUGUUUCCAAGUCAUGGGCAGUGUGACCGUCUGCUCCGCAUGCUCGUAUCGGAUGGACAGUGUCCAUGCGACUCCAUUAGUGCUUUCUCAUGUUCCAUCCCUCACUGGGACCAGUUUUACAACUCUAUGGUUACUACAUGUCAUCAUCUUUGUCAUCUUUAUUUUUUAAGAAUUUUUAUCUCUCACAUCAGCACCUUUUAAUGUGAAAGAGAUGGCAUUUCACCUCAUUGAGGAGACAAAUGGCCUUGGUUUAAAAGGGAAGUGGACUCAGGACAGUUGACAGCCCCAGUUUAACUCAAGCCAUUUAAACACCAGUUUGUUUGUCUUCACAGAGAAAUUUCAGAUAUACAUCAAUCUAUUAGUUUACGAUCAGCCAAAUUAGACAAAAUAAAGUGCACGGUACAUAUGAAGACCUCAAGAAAAUCCUUGAAAUGGGAACUUGACUGCCAUUGUCAAUACCUCACAGAUUGUAUACACUUUGUUCCUUUAUAACCCAUGAAGACAUACUGACGGUUAGCAUUGUACUCAUAUUUUUAUCUAAUAAAUUAAGCUAGAGGGAAACCAGCGAGUGCUCUGACCAAUGAACAUUCAGAUUGCAUUUCACAAGUGGCAAAAUGUCUCCUGCAGCAUGUGCCACAACCCUGUGGCCAUCUAAUCCACAUCCUGCAGCAUGUGCCACAACCCUGUGGCCAUCUAAUCCACAUCCUGCAGCAUGUGCCACAACCCUGUGGCCAUCUACUCCACAUCCUGCAGCAUGUGCCACAACCCUGUGGCCAUCUACUCCACAUCCUGCAGCAUGUGCCACAACCCUGUGGCCAUCUAAUCUAUGACGGUAGGGUUUGCACAAUGUACAUGUACGUUGGAGUUGGAAGUCCUUGGGUUACACACUGCCUCCAUUCAUCACUUGACUACAUACCCAGAAGAACCGAGGUAGAAUAGGUCUUCAGCAACCCAUGCUUGCCGGAAAAGGCGACUAUGCAUAUCGUAAGAGGCGAUGCACGGGAUCGGGUGGUCAGGCUCGCUGACUUGGUUGAUGCAUGUCAUUGUAUCCCAAUUGCAUAGAUAUAUGCUCAUGAUAUCAAGCACUUGAUUGUCUGGUCCAGACUUGAUUAUUUACAGACCGCCAUCAUUUAGCUGGAAUAUUGCUGAGAGCAGCAUUAAACAACACACAAACAAACAAAUUUGACUGCAAAUAGACCUGUCACUAUCAAACUGCAUAUACGUUCAUAAAGUUCCAGCUACAGCAUGGGUCCACAGGUAUUUCUGUAUUCCUAACUCCAGGUCCACAAUAUUAAGGUGUCGUUGUAUACAUGUAAUGGAGCUAAUCUCAGCAUACCCAUUCAGGCUCUCAUUGCUAUCAUAAACAUAUAUUAAAGAAUGUCGUGAAAAAGUGAUUCUACAGCAAUAUGGUUUUCAUUUUGAUAACUGUCACAUGUUUUAACUUAGACAUUCCUGUAUCUUGCUAACAAACUUAGGGUACAAUUCUCACUGUGUAGUUAUUUUCUACUUCUCCCAUUAUUUAGUAUUUUGAACAUUUAUAAUUCUUAAGACAUCGUUUUCUGAAUACUGUUUUAUCAUGAUAUAUAUAUAUAUUUUCUUAUGUAUUAUCUGUUACAAUGGCAUUUCAUGAGUUUCAAUAAUAUUAAGCUGAGAUUGAACAAUUGUUGUUUAUUUUGAAUUGGAAUAUUGGGAUCAAGUUGAAAAUUCUUUACAUUUUUGGUUAUCAAUUGACAGUUUUUAGUAAAAAUAUUUUAGAUUUCUUGAAUAUAAGUUUCAGUUUUCCCUUUUUAACAUCAUUUUGCCUUUUGAUGGGAGAUAAAUAUAGAUGUACUAUUUUGAGCCUAUUUCUAGUUUCGGAACUUCAAGUGUGCUGUAAUGUUUAUUGGCAUAAUAGAUUUGUAGUAACUUUUUAACUUUUUCCCCUUUGAAAGUAGUUUAAACAUGAUGCAAUUCUGAAGUUUAGAUUUAGAGGUACAAUUAUAUUGAUCAUUAUGGUGAUGAUGUUUUUUAAGAUUAUUGCAUUCAAAGCUAUCUACAUCCAUUCCUUUAAGACAAAUAUACUACUAAACAAAAGUUAAGGACAACCCCAUUCCUUCAUAUUGCUAUAGUUAAUCUCUAAUAUGAAAGAAAUAGGGGGCAGUCACUUUUUAUCAGUAGUAUAGGUAAAUAGGUCAAGUAUUAGUAGACUGUUUUGCAUAUUUGAAAGUUUCUGCAUAAUAGUGAUUGAAAAUAAGUUUUUCAAAAUGUUGAUAAUAAAGACAAAGAUCAGAGUUUCAUAUCAUCAGUGAGUAUAUGCGUGGUAUAUGAUUCUGAUUCUUGGCUACAAAAAGCAAUUUAGGUUGAUAUAAUUGCGAAAACCAAUAUUUUCUAGAAAUUAGAAUCAUGCACGGUUAUUUUACUUUUAUCAGUGAGGCUAAAUGGUUAUCUCUCAUUUUUCAACUUUGCCUAUAUAGACUGAACCUGUGCAAUCUAGAUCAAUAUACAUGUUAAAUAGAAUUUUAAUAUAUCCUAACAUUCUGCUCUUGUACAUAUGUUUUUAUACCAGCAUUUAGUGAAAUGUUUCUGUGAAAAAUGAUUUACUUAAUUGUAGCAAAUUGUUAAUCAGUGAAGGAUAUUCUAUUUCAUAUUUUGUAUCAUAUUAAUGUUUAACUCAGUGAAGUAAAAAAAUGUCAAUACAAACUUAUUUUAUGUCAUCAGUCUGUCGUCUUUCUGCUACUCCACUGUAGGGCUGUCGAUUCCCGACAUGGGUACAUUGUGUGAAGCCCAUUUCUGGUGUCCCCCGCAGUGAUAUUGCUGGAAUAUUGCUAAAAGCAGCGUAAAACCAAACUCACUCACUCACUCACUCACUGUAGGACUGGGCUGGGGGAAAUCUGGUCGGGUGGGUCCUGAGUAGGUCCUGAGUAGGACCUGUGUACCCACAAGACUACCCAGACCCGUGGUUAGUCAAAUUGUUUAAUGAUAAAGUGACACUAUGAAAUCAAGAUUAAACAUGUUUUGAUGCUACAGAGAAUAAUGUGUGUUAGUGACAAUGCAAAAGGUGCACGAGUUCAACAUUACCUUGAAAUCGACAAAAGCGUCCAUAAAAUCGUCACACCAUAUUCAGUAACGAACAGGAACAUUCGAUAGAAGUGUAUGCCAUGAACGUCAAGGUAAAUAAAAAGCAACAUAUUCAUU